Molecule: messenger RNA, 1080 nt
Organism: Conger conger (European conger)
Lineage: Eukaryota; Metazoa; Chordata; Actinopteri; Anguilliformes; Congridae
Product: melanocortin receptor 5-like
Biological process (GO): G protein-coupled receptor signaling pathway
Cellular component (GO): membrane
Molecular function (GO): melanocortin receptor activity
Source: RefSeq, a predicted model, not a curated record
AUGCGGUGUGACAUGAGCAUGCUCAGGAAGAUUGGAGACAAGUUGUUCUGUGACCCCAAGGUGGAAGAGUCCCACCGCUACCCCCGCCAAUAUGAACAUGACCGAGGGGCCUUCGCCACCGGCAGAGGCCGUGUUCGGCAACAGCACCUUCCUGCCUCGCAACCUGACCGAGGUGGCGGGCAAGGCGAAGCCCGAGGCCUCGAGCAGCUCCAUAUUGCCACCGAGGUCUUCCUCAUCCUGGGCAUCAUCAGCCUACUGGAGAACAUCCUGGUCAUCUCAGCCAUCAUCAAGAACAAGAACCUGCACUCGCCCAUGUACUUCUUCGUCUGCAGCUUGGCGGUGGCAGACAUGCUGGUGAGCGUCUCCAACGCCUGGGAGACCAUCGUCAUCUACCUGCUCAACAACCAGCAGUUGGUGGUGGAGGAGCACUUCAUCCGGCAGAUGGACAACGUCUUCGACUCCAUGAUCUGCAUCUCCGUGGUGGCCUCCAUGUGCAGCCUGCUGGCCAUCGCAGUGGACCGCUACGUCACUAUCUUCUAUGCCCUGCGCUACCACAACAUCAUGACGGUGCGGCGGGCGGCCUUCAUCAUCGGCGGGAUCUGGACCUUCUGCACAGGCUGCGGCAUCGUCUUUAUCAUCUACUCGGACACCACGGCGGUGGUCAUCUGCCUGGUGUCCAUGUUCUUCGCCAUGCUGGUGCUCAUGGCCUCGCUCUACAGCCACAUGUUUAUGAUGGCACGUUCCCACGUGAAGCGCAUCGCCGCCAUGCCCGGCUGUAACUCCAUCCACCAGCGCACCAGCAUGAAGGGCGCCAUCACCCUCACCAUCCUCCUGGGGAUCUUCAUCGUCUGCUGGGCGCCCUUCUUCCUCCACCUCAUCCUCAUGAUCUCCUGCCCCCGCAACCUCUACUGCGUCUGCUUCAUGUCCCACUUUAACAUGUACCUCAUCCUCAUCAUGUGCAACUCCGUCAUCGACCCACUCAUCUACGCCUUCCGCAGCCAGGAGAUGAGGAAGACCUUCAAGGAGAUUAUCUUCUGCUACAGCCUGCGUAACGUCUGCGGACUCUCCAGCAAGUAUUAG